Messenger RNA from Auanema sp. JU1783, 1086 nucleotides. The record is from the annotation of a GenBank genome assembly. Lineage: Eukaryota; Metazoa; Nematoda; Chromadorea; Rhabditida; Rhabditidae.
AUGAGGCUUCCCUUAUUACUUCUUCUCUGUUCUUCCCUAGCAGAAACGUUUUUCAGAUCAUGUUAUUAUUCGUUGAACGAUCCUCCGGUUUCAUUAAUAGAGAAAGACUUAUGUUCUCAUAUAAUACUCAUUGGCAAGGCUAAUGUAAAUGUACUGGGUUUGCUUGAAACACCAGACGUAGCUGACAAUUUGCUUUUCAAGUCGAUCAAAAAAUAUUCUCCGAAUUCUAAGUUGAUCAUCUGUAUUACAGGGGCGAAUCCGUCUUUCUCUCAGCUUGUUUCUUCUCCGACACUUAUAGAACGUUUUGUGGAUAAAGUCUUCGCAUACGUUGAAGCCUAUCAAUUCGACGGCAUUGAUUUGGAUUGGGAAUUCCCAACAUGGAGUGCGGACGCCAAGAAAACAGACAAACAUCUAUUCAGCGAUCUUCUGAUGAAAAUUAAUGAGAAAUUUGGUGGUAAAUACAUGCUAACAGUAGCGGUGUCAGGUCCACCGACAAUCACCAAAGUGGCAUAUGAUGUGAACAGUUUGAACAAAUAUGUUGACUUUGUUCAAGUUAUGAACUACGAUUUUCAUAUAUUCUCUUAUCUUUAUCCUGUUGUUGGAUUUAAUGCACCAUUGCGCAAACUGAAGGGAGAGCAGAGCAUUAUAGGGCAGAUGAACUCGGAAGCCUCAAUGGCCAAAUGGAAGAAUAUGGGAUUGUGGAGUAAUAAAACAUUAUUUGGAAUACCUACAUACAGCAGAGCUUAUCUACUGGUAAACAAAUACCUCCAUGAACCAUUUGCGUUGGCAGAGAAAACGAUCGACACAUUGAGCAAAAGAGCUGUCGUCUGUGAACUACUGAAAGAUACGCGAAACUAUUUCCAAGUAUGGAACAAUAGAGCUGCAUCACCCUAUGCUUAUGGAAAUGACAAAACGUGGAUCAGUUUUGAAAACGAAAAAAGCGUGAAACAGAAAGCUUUGUACGCUUACGCGUCUGGAGUAGCUGGUGUGAUGAUAUACGACAUUGGAUCUGAUGAUUAUUACGGUUCUUGUGGUAACGGAACGUUCCCACUACUGAAGGCUAUUAACGCAGCGUUAGGUUAUUGA